Molecule: messenger RNA, 2661 nt
Organism: Chelonus insularis
Lineage: Eukaryota; Metazoa; Arthropoda; Insecta; Hymenoptera; Braconidae
Product: proton channel OtopLc-like
Exons: 9
Coding region: 517-2508 (663 amino acids)
Biological process (GO): proton transmembrane transport
Cellular component (GO): membrane
Molecular function (GO): proton channel activity
Source: RefSeq, a predicted model, not a curated record
UUCAUGUAUUGACACAUUUUUUCAAUUUUAUUUGAAUAAAUCAAACUUAUAGACAAAGAUGUAGAAUGUUUUUGUGUGAUUAAAGGGGUGAAAAAAGAACCAAAAUUCCAGCAAAGUGAAAACGAUUUUCUAAAGAGAGUAGCGUGACACCGUGACGUUGGCAAGCGAGCCAUUAAAAUUCGGUGUGAAUUUACUGUAGAAUAAAUUCUCCGAGUUUCACAGCCUUGAGGGGUUGGAAAAAAGCGGCUUCGUGCAAACACAAGGACUUUGAGACUCUAGCUGGUUGGUGCCCGCACGCGAGAGGUAACUCGAAAGUUGCUCGCAUUGUCAGCGAAUAAACGGAACCGAUUGUUGCACCAAGUCGUCAAGGGGUUGGAGAAAGUUUUUUCAACAUUUUACUCCUCUUUCUUGGAAUCUCUUCAAGUGGCUGAAGAACUCAGAGUUGCUCUUUUUUCCGUAUACGAAUCCAGAAGCUAAAAGGAACGAGGGAAAAGUGAACACUAGUGUAAGAGACAAAUGGCAAACGACAUAGCUGACACUUGCAGUAAGGCUGAGCCGAUUAUGGUACCACCCGGUAGUUUGGAGCAUCAAGAUCCAGCAACCAGCUUUACUUGUAUCAAUUUAGACAGGAGAGAUAGUUUUCCUCAACCACUACCUGGAAGAUCGUCCAGUCUUCGAAGGCAGAGCAUCACUUUAAAUGCUAUUAUCAAUCACAGAAGAGCAUUAAUCGGAGCUUUGAUCUCAGGAAUAGGCAGCAACUUGUCUCUCCCAUCUUGUGUACCUCAAGAUCAAAAUACUCCACAUAACAAUCCCACAACAUUUGCGUUCGGUCAUGAACCACGUCUACAGGUUGCUGACUGUAACGGAGAUAAUGAGUCUCAUCAAAGGAGAUCACCGAGACACUCAAACCUCCUCCAACUUACGCCAGUUAACAGUGCUGCGAUUCCAUUGAAUUCCCUAGAUACCUCGAAAGGAAAAGCGUCUAAUCAGUGUCAUCGAAGAAUUACACCAACUUCAUCACGCCAUCGCAAGGAAAAGCACCGAGCUGAAUUAAUUUCAACUGUUAGUACCCUUUAUGCUAAAUUACUGAUCGUUAUUGGUGUUACGGUUCCUGUUACUGCAAGUGUAAGCCAGAGAGUACCUGCUAUUCUAGACCAGGGAUUUUAUCUAUAUCUAUACUUGGUCAGUGUGGCAUUUGUUAUCGCCAUGUAUACAAUCCUAUUGCGCGACAAAGCAGUAAAGAAGAUGCUUACACAAAGUGGAAAAGAAGGAAUAACUUUUGUCCUAGACGGACAUGGUUGCAAACGACAAAGUUUUCAGGGACAACAAUAUGGAAGCUUCUGUCUACGACUAGGUGCCAUCGGCUUCGGGGCAGGCUCGUUAGUGUUUACUGGAUUGCAAAUCGGCGCGGAAAUAGCAUCCGGUGGACCAUUGAGGGCGAUUACUCCGAGUGCAAGACUGCUCUUGGUUACCGCUCAAAUGCACUUCAUAUUUCUAAAUAGUAAGGACCUCGAACUUGCCAAGCAUGGAGCUCUAGCUAAAUUAGGACUAAUGCAUAUGAUUGCUACCAAUCUCUGUGAAUGGCUUCAGGCACUUGUAGAAGAGACAAGGCACGAAAUAGCACAAUUAGAACUCCACGACCACGAACUAAGUGAGGAAGGAAUAUUAAAGACACUUUUAACUGAUGCCAGUCCUUUUCUAUUUCCCUGUACGAUUGAAUUUAGUCUCAUUUGUGCAGUCAUUUUAUUUGAAAUGUGGAAACGAGUUGACAAGAUGACCGUUGUAAAAAAUGAUGGUCCAAUGAGAUCCUUACAUCAACUAAGUAUUGAUUGCAGUAGUGCACACCGAGGUCUUUUUGGUGGAAUUCUAGUUAUCGCUGCGACAGUUUUAAGUCUUAUAAUGUUUUUUGUUCUAAAAGAAUCCAAGUCAAAGAUGGCUAUUGAACAAGUAACUGCUCUAGAAACGGCGAUUUUAAUAGCAGGUGCGAUUGCAGCUGUAAGCUGCGCGUUCAAGUUACGACGUUUAGAAUUGAAGAACACAAAACCCGCACCUCAUCUUGACUCGACUUUGCUGGCGGCUGCACAAGCGGGUGUUUAUCUUCAUUGUUUGUUUGGUGCAGUGGGUGGUAUAUUGACAAUGGGUCCAACUUGGGUACUAUCGCUUACUGCCGAUUUCAUCGCUUUGAUUCAAAGCACCAGUCAAACUCUUCUAGUCAAGAUUGCUUGGAGACGACGAUCAUCAUCACCUGAAAAACCAGGAAAAGAGCUGAUCACUUUCCUAAUUGUUGUCAAUAUUGCUCUAUGGACAGUAAACACAUUAGAGAAAUCUCGAGCGGACGUUCGACCUGAUCAUCUGCGAUUUUUCGGUGUCUGGGCUUGGACUAUCAUCACUCACGUCUCCAUGCCAUUAGCAAUCUUCUUUCGUUUCCACUCAGCCAUAUGUCUCUUCGAGGUGUGGAAAAGUUGCUACAAAUAUCGACCACAUGGAUUUUCAUCAAAGCCUAAUUAAUGAACGGCUAGACAAAUAAAAUAUCAAUUAGUUUGAAAUAAUAUUUUCAUACUCUACUUUACUUUUAAUCAAUCAAAACAAUUAAUUAAUGUAAAAAUGCCAGUCAUUCCAACAAUCAAUUACAUGAUUCUAUUAUUUACACUAAUUACUAAC